ACACCUGUACGACGGACCAGGAAGUUUAUAAUAUUGUGUGUCGCUGAUCAACGUUUCGAAGUAAUAAAUAUAACUCGCCAUGGAAUCUUCAACUCUCAGAUUGUGCAGUAAUUGUGAACAUCGCCAUAUUUCAACCGUUGCAGUCACAUGGUGUCCAGAUUGCGACGAAGCUCUUUGUACGGAAUGUAAGGACCAUCACGAUGCUUCAAAAAUUGCAAAAUUCCACAGAACUAUUUUACUCGCCGAAUACGACAAAUUACCUUCAUUUAUAAAGGACAGAAGUGUCUACUGCUCUGAGCAUGACCAGAAAUGUGAGUUGUAUUGUUGUAGUCAUAGCCAGUUGUGUUGUACUGCGUGUUUAAUAGAAUCACAUAUUCCUUGUGAAAAACUAGAAACAAUACACGAUGUAAAAACUUCACCGGCGUUAGAAGAUAUUGAAAACGGUUUGAAGUGUUUAAUGAUUAAUUUAGAUUCUUUAUUACAAAACAGACUGGAGAAUAAAACUAGAAUAAAUGCACAGAAAUCAGUAAUUAUGGAAGAAUUUCAAAGUUUCCGUGAAUUGGUCAACGGCAAGUUGGAUGAUAUGGGAAAAAGUUUGCAAGAUAAAAUAGAAACGGACGUGAAAGAGCUUGGUUUCGAUUUGGAUAAUCUGUCGCAGGAUUUUAAUGUCCAUAAAAGCAAUAUAAUCAUCAUGCAGGAGGAACUUAAGGUGCUGUUAGUAUCGCAACUGAUCUUCAAGUCUUCUUAGGACUGAGACCGUCAGAACUUAGACUAGAGGAGGAACAUUCAUAUUUGGAAACACUUAAAACAAACAAAGCAAUGGAUGAAGUUGAUCUCGUGUUGGAAGCAUCGUCUACAUUUAGAGCAUUAUCAGAAAGCAGCGAAUCGUUUGCUGUUAUUUCACAAUCCAGGAAAGAUAAUGAAUUAUAAUUGGGUGUAGGAUAGAAGGAUCAAGCACAACUUUUAAUGCCAUCGGUUGAUAAAUUGUCAGAUAUCAAAUUUUCUGAGAAAGCGAAGUUUAAGUUACCUACUGAAGAUAACGGCAUUGAUGUAUUAGGGUGCACUGUAUUGUCUACAGGCCUGUUGAUAUUUACUGAUGGUAGUAACAGGCGUUUGAUCAUAUGUGACUGCAAUGGUAGUUUCAAGCGAAACAUACUUUUGUCAUUUUCGCCAAAAGAUAUAACCUUUAUCAGUAAUUCAACUGUAUGUGUGACAUGCCAGUCUGCCAAAAAAGUAGUUCUAAUUGAAAUAAUUACUGGUAUAGAAUUGUCAAGUUUUUGUACAGGUGACACAUGUUUUGGUUUAAGUUUUGAAAAUGAAAUUUUAACCAUACGAAUAACUGGAUCCUUUUUAAGGAUGACUCUUGACGGUACAAUAACAAGCACUUUGAAAACAAAGUGUAGAACACAUUGCUGUACAACAAAUGAUUUUUUAAUUUCUUCAAGUUUUUUAAAUGACACAGUGUUAUGUUAUAAGAUGAACGGCGAACUUGCUUGGCGAUUUCAGGAUCCAAAUUUAAUAUCCCUUGGUGAUGUAAGCGUAGACGAAGAUGGAUGUGUCUAUGUAACAGGAGAAAAAUCAAAUAACAUUUUUGCUUUAGCAUCUGAUGGACAAAGAGGGAGAGAAAUUUUUGAUACUUUAGAAAAACCUUAUGCAAUACAUUUUGAUAAAACGUCAAAGUUGGUGGUAUAAAUUGCCAGCAGAACUGGUUCCGUAUCAGUAUACGAGAAAAAAUUAUUAAUUGACAUUGAAAUUGAAUUUCCUGGAUUGGGUCAAUAUCCUAUAUACAUCUUGUCUUUUUUAAUGUGUUUAUUUUGAUUAAUUGAAAUAAUGUAAUAUGAGACGCAUCACCAAAACAUUCUUUUUUUCAAAUUUUGUAAUAAGGAUUUGUAGAAAUAUUGAAAGAAAUUAUCAUAUGCUAAUGAUAUUUUAAUACUGGCUUC
Messenger RNA from Mytilus trossulus (common blue mussel), 1943 nucleotides. Its product is annotated as E3 ubiquitin/ISG15 ligase TRIM25-like. Bases 80 to 748 code for a protein of 222 amino acids. NCBI's taxonomy places the organism in Eukaryota, Metazoa, Mollusca, Bivalvia, Mytilida, Mytilidae. The record is from RefSeq and is a predicted model, not a curated record. Gene Ontology annotation, molecular function: zinc ion binding. The transcript is spliced from 2 exons.